AAAGAAAGAAAGAAAGAAAGAAAGAAAGAAAGAAAAGGGGGGGAGGCAGUUGAAUUACUAGAAGCCCGGCGAGACCAUUGUUCCUCUAGUGCUAAAACCUACAGCCGGAAACUUGGCCUCCACCAGUCCAUAAUACAGGCUGUAAAACGCGGCUGAAGCUCCUCCAUUUAAUUGGGUAUAAGGGAGGGGGGAGAGAAUGGAGGUGGCCGGAGGCUCCCGGCUAGUUUAAAAAAACAAAAAAAGCAUUUCUUCCUGGAAGUUGGCAGGGGCGCCCCCACCCCUCCCUUUCCGACUGCUGUCUUCCAGCGGGCUGGGCGUAAGCAAGGCCGAGGCCGCUCCAUUCAUUCACUAGGCGCACUCAUUCAUUUUUUUUUUUAUUAUUAUUAUUCUCUUCCCGAACUCCUGGAAGUUAUACUACCGCUUCUUUGAAGUCCUUUGCGGUUCAGACGUCUGGGAAGCGCCGGCAUUCAGCUUGAUGUUAGCCCUGAACGCAGAAGUGGGGGGGAAAGGAGGGGUGGUGGUGGAGAAAAAGGGAUGGAAAAGGGGAAAGAGAAAGACAGAGACUGAAAGAGAGAGAGACAGUGGGAAAAGCAGAGGCUCCGUGCCAUCAGUCCGUUUUAUUAGACGACGAGCACAUUAAUCUGUAAUCAAAUGCAUCUCAUAAAAAGAUUUAUUGCAAAGCAUAAAAUCAUGGCGGGGAAUAAGAGAGAGAGAGAGAGAGAGAGAGAGAGAGGUCUCGACUUCCACCUGUUUCCAAACAAGACCAGGGGGCAACCCCCCUUUCUUCCCACCCACCCCCGACCCCUUUUCUCCCACUUAUUCAGGGGUUCCCAUUUCACUCGGGCUCUCCCGGUUUGUCAAAGAGAUUCCCUGGCAAAGCGAGCCCCGCACUGCGCAGUUGCACGAGGUGCCUCGCCUCUCGCUUCUCUGUGGGGCGAACCGGGAUCGCGACGGGCGAUCCUUCCUUUCUCCCUCCUCCUCCUCCUCCUCCUGGCGAUCUUUCAGGGGUUCCUGGCAGCGGGAGAGGGGCGAGUUUAGCCGGGCCAGCGCUCCCCGCUCGUCGGAUAAACGACUGGCAGCCCAAGAAAGGCGAAGAAAUAGUCCGCCAAUUUGCGCCACAGCUCUCUCUCUCUCUCUCUCUCUCUCUCUCUCUCUCUGCGGGAGGGCCACGCCCUCCCGGACUCUGGGCUGAGGCAGGGCUAGCCGUGGAAGGAUUCGGCUCUUCUUCUCGCUCUCUUGCCCCCCCCAACCCCCCGCGGCGCACAAUAUCAGGGCCUUCGUGUCUCCAAGGCAGUUGGGAGGGCUGCGCUCCCCCUAUGGCCGAUGUGAGAGCGUGAGCGAGAGAGAGAGAGAGAGAGAGAGAGAGAGAGAGAGCGCGCGUGAGGGGCGCGCGUGCUUUUACGGAACGCUGCCAACCGCCCUUGCCGAACGCCAACCUAGCGGAUUGAUUUACUUCGAGUUAUUGGUAAAUAUGAUCACGUGGGCGGAGGGACCAAUAGUUGACGCUGGGAAAGGCUGCAAAAUUCCAAGCAGGAUUCUUUUCCCCGGACCGGGAGAAAAUCCCCAGUUAACAGUGUUAACCACUUUUUUUUUUCUUUUGGAUCUCUCUCUCUCUCUCUCUCUCUCCUCCCCCACCCACCCCAUGCCGUGCCACGGAGGGAAUCUCCCCAAAAUGUCGUCGGGCGGCGGCGGCGGCACCCUCCGCAACUACUACGUGGACUCGCUCAUAGGCCCCGACACCGAGGAAGGGUACUACGGAGGAAGAGCAGGCGGCGGCCCCGGCCGGUUCCUACCAGGGGGUCACCCUCUGGCCGCCCCCCGGUUGCCGUCCAGUGUGGCAGCCGAGGGAUCGGAGUUCGCCCCUUGCAGCUUUACCCCCAAGCCGUCCGUCUUCUCCUCCUGGCCGGCCCGUCCUCCUCCUGCCGCUCAGCCCUCCCCUCCGCUGCAGGGCAUCUACCCUCCGUACGUGGCCCCGCCGCACCUUGGAGGGUCGGGCGAGGGGGCCAGGUACGUCCCUUCCUGGCUCGAUCCCUACGCCUCCUUCCGCGGCAGCCACCACGCCGCCCUCUCGGUCUCCGACCCAGGCACCGUCGCAGCCCCCGGACGCCUCUACGGCAUCGGCAAGCCGGAGCCCGCCGCCUCCGCGUCGCUUGACCCCCGAGCUUUCGCUUCUGCUGCCUCCGUCCCGUCCUGCGCCUCCGGUUCUCCGGCCCCACGGACUGAGAGGUUCACCCCCGGCGGGGGCCGUUCUCGCGGACUCGACUACACGUGCGACUCCUCUCUGGCCGAGGCCGGCGAAAAGGCAGCGGCGGCGGCGGCGGCGGUGACUGCCGGGCUGGGUGGACCCGCUUUCGCCUCCACGGCCAGCAACGCCAGCCUCAGCCCGGCCAAGCCAGCCUCUGGAGGCAGCCGUAACCCCAGCCCGCUCAGCGACCUGAAGGAGGAAAAAGAGGAGCAGCAGCUUGGCCCAAAUAACCCGGCUGCAAACUGGAUUCAUGCUCGCUCCACCAGGAAAAAGCGCUGCCCUUACACCAAAUUCCAGACUCUGGAACUGGAAAAGGAAUUCCUCUUUAAUAUGUACCUCACCCGAGAACGGCGCUAUGAAGUGGCUAGGAUUUUAAAUCUCACAGAGAGACAGGUUAAAAUCUGGUUUCAGAACCGGAGAAUGAAAAUGAAAAAAAUGAAUAAAGGGAAAAGGGAAUAAAGGAGAGUAACACUUUGAGGCAUGUAUUUGUGAAAAUAUUGUAGCGUGGAUUUUUUUUUUUUUUUGAUGAUGAUGGUGAUGCACACAAACACACAUGUAUACACAGCAAUUAAUUGUUCUUAAAUGUUAUUUUCUCAGGUGUGUUGAUUCAAACUUUAGAUCAGAGGGAUUUUUUAAAAAAAUGAAAGAUAGGGCGAAUGAUAGUUCAGAAUGAAAAGGGGUGAACGGGAAAGCCUACUCAGGGCAGAAAAGACUUCCGCGAAAAGCUGGGGGUUUUUUCCUUUCACCUUCCACUUGGUUUUGAGAUAUAAUGUGUGCAUAUUGUUUAGGGGCAGUUUAUUGUGUGAUGUGCUUUGCACAAGUGACUUAGAACACCCUCCUUUCCAGUGUCUUGCCCAGAAUUACAGCAAAGUUAAGGAGCUUCAGAAUAGAGCUGAAUGGUCAAGCAAGCUUUUUUAACGCACUAGCACACAAAGCCUGCACUUCCUCAAAGACAGCUUGACUGUUUCCCCAAUCUCUCUGGGUUCUGUAUACUUUGUUUUCCAAGACUCAUGUCAGAGAGGGGGACUAGGAUGGGGAUUCUUAUGUGUAGCUAACCUACAGUUAGACUCACCGUCUAGGACUGGUGGAAACUUAAUAAUUCAAGUCUUAAUCAAGAACCUAAGAAUUAUUCAGGUAGUCUCUAAGAAUGUAGGCAAUUCCAAACAGGGUAGGGUUCCGCCCCCCCCCCCUAAAAUGAAGGGGGAUUAUUAUUAUUAUUAUGGUUAAUUAAAUAGCCAGAUGUUUUUUUUAAAGAAGGUGAAAUCACAGCUGCCAGUUAUGAGAUUGGCCUUCAUUCUCAUUGAGUUCUUCCCAAAAACCUAAGUUGUCAUAAUUGUAAUCGUAAUCAGCAUAGUAUAUGUGUGGAUCCAAGCAGUGGCCUUUUGAAAUUGGCAGAUGGAAAUUUUGUCACUGAGAAGUUUUCUAAAUGCCAUCCAAGAUGUUUUGGUAUGGCAUCGAGGGUGCCAUUAUUAUUAUUAUUAUUAUUAUUAUUAUUAUUAUUAUUAUUAUUAUAUUUAAACACAGCUUCCUUUCUUCAGUGCAGUGUAUUAAGAGUGGUACUUGAAGCUUUAUUAAUAUUCCUAGUGCUAAAACACUUUGGCUCACAGUCUGUACUUUUGUUUUAUUUGCGAUCCUAUUUAAGAAUGAAUUAUUAUUAUCCAUUCACAACAAUGUGAAGCACAUCUGCCAAUUCUUUAACUAGUGUUGGCCUUUAUACAUAUCGAGAUCUGCCGUAAAUUGUAAUAAUAUAUUGGCGUAGUAUAUAUGUGGCUUAAAGCAGCAUGGUCUUCUAGAGUUGACAGAAGAAAAAGUUGUCAAUGCGCAGAUUUUCUAAGUGCAGCCAAGAUUUUUGGGUUUGGCACCCAGCAUGCUGAAAACCACUAGGACAACCACAGCCGGUUUAUGCCAUAAUCUUUCAAUUUUGAUUUUCAGAUCUUGAUACCUCAUGAUAAAGAAUUCUGCAAUCCAUUAUGCUCUUAUUAUUAAUUUGCUUAUUGUUCCCUGUUUUUUGUUUGCUUGCUUGUAUAUGUCUCAGGUUCUGGAAUAAAAUUUUGGCUCAUGAAAAUAAAAUCUUCAGCUUUUGAAGGGGAAAGCAAGUGGGAACACAGAUUAUCUAGGUGUGACAUAUCUUGCCUCUCUAUAUCCCCAAAAUUGCCUGCAACACUGCCCCCCCCCCCACGCCCUUUUUACCAGAUCAUCCGUAGUCUAAAUACAGUGACUGGCAGCAUAGAAAGACCAACUCCAUUCUUCAAAAGUCUUUUCAGUGGUUGAAGGAUUUUCUUCCAAUCCCAACAGAUUACCAACCUAGGAAACAACAGUAUUUUUCUUGCUGGCAUCCUACAAACAUAUUGCUUGUUCAGAAAAUAAUAAUAAAAAAAUAAUACAAACAAUAAACAAACAGUACAAAGUU
Molecule: messenger RNA, 4655 nt
Organism: Pantherophis guttatus
Lineage: Eukaryota; Metazoa; Chordata; Lepidosauria; Squamata; Colubridae
Gene: HOXD9
Product: homeobox D9
Biological process (GO): embryonic skeletal system morphogenesis; anterior/posterior pattern specification; proximal/distal pattern formation
Cellular component (GO): nucleus
Molecular function (GO): RNA polymerase II cis-regulatory region sequence-specific DNA binding; DNA-binding transcription factor activity, RNA polymerase II-specific
Source: RefSeq, a predicted model, not a curated record